GCAAAGCACUGAGGGUGGCUGUAUGCUGAAUAUUUGCUGAAGGAAGGUUUUCAUAUUUUAAAAUGGGUUCUAAAAUCAUUGCUGCUAGUGUUGCUUUGUGCCUGCUUUACGCUGCUCUUACUCAAGCUAUGACACUGUCAGGAACAGGGCUGAAGCCAAACUGUCGGUGUCUGGAGACUUUCUCUAAAUUCAUCCAUCCUCAAUUCCGCUUAAAUGAGGAGCUCAACAAUGAAUGUGAUAAUAUAGAAGUUAUAAUCACUGUUACAACAGGAAUAAGUGUGUGUGUGGAUCCCUCAGCACCAUGGGUUCAAGGGAUUAUCAAGAAAAAUUCUCUACAAGCAGGCAACAGAGAUAAGUAAGACAAAGAAGAAGAGCAAGUCUUCGAAAGAAGAAGAUACAAAUGCUGAGAAUAUUUGCUAUUUACACAAGAAUACAAGUACAAGAAAACAUGCCACUGUUUUUUCUUUUCUUACCUCUGCCUAUUUAACUUUCUUAUCCUACUUUUACUUUAUUUGAUCAUUAUCUCUCGAUGCUGUAGCAAAGAUAACAACAAGAAAUGUCAAUUCAGUUGUAACAAUAUUUUUUUACUGCAAAUACAUUUUGUUCAACCACUUGUAAAUUAAUUAACUAUUCAAUAAAAUUACAGCUGCAAUAUAUACUUUUGUGUUCUAAUUGUAGUUUUAAUGGCACUACAAGAUUUGCCUUAAUGCAGAGUUGGUUGAUGGUCAUUGUCCCGGGUGGGAGGAGCAUUUUCAUUUUACCUGACCACAACUCUAGUUAAUUGAAGGGAUGUGGGGAUCACAGGUAGGGCUCAUUUUUAAAUGACCCCAACACUAUCUAGGUAAAGGGUAUUAGGGCAUAGCAAGGUCUUGAUGUUAUCUAUACUGCACAUAUUUUCAUAACACAUUUAUACCAUAUAAAUAGACAGACCAAUAGAUAGAUAGAUAGAUAGAUAGAUAGAUAGAUAGAUAGAUAGUGUCAGACUGGGGGGUCCGGGCACACCAGGACACGUGAUGUUUUGAGCAUCAUUGUACUUAGACAUAAAAAAGUGGCAAGCAGUGAUUCCACUUUAUUUUUUUGGCGAGGAAUAUUUACAAUUUAUGCCCUGUCCAUGUUUAUACAUCGCUUUUUUCCAGCUAUUGCAGGUUUUUUGCCAAAGUUGCUUAGUGUAUCAAAAAUUGGAAAAUGAACAUGUUUUCUUAUGUGCACAUAGAUAUUGUUCAUGCUGAGAGUAAGUAUCAUGGCCCAGUGCAAUUAACAUUUAUUUUGUGGAUCAAACAUUUUCUAAUUAUAGUCAUAAAAAUGGAAUUCAUUUGUUUGAAUCUGGAUUAGAGAUGCCGUGUAAACCAAACCAGAUGUUUUCAGGGGGAGAGCGCAUCCAAAGUUGUGUCUUUCAUUAAAAUGUUUUUGCCCUGUGACAAAAUUGUGGGCUCAAGUCAGAGUGAACCUAGUAAUUUGCUAUACUCCAAACAAUUUGCAAAUGUGGCACGACCUUGAGAGAAAUAAAAACAUUUUAACUUUCUAUAAUGAAUGAAAAUUCCAGGCAUUAAUAAUAUGUUCUUCACAGAACUUCAUCUACAUAAAUAAACUGUUGACCUCGACAAAGUAACUAUUUAUUGUGUAAACUCUUUUUAGCUGAAAAUGCAAAGAACUUACUCUCUGCCAGACAUAUAUAUGUAAGCAAAAACAUGUAAUACAUUCAAAUUAGGUUUGGGUCAGAUCACUUUGACUACUUUUAACACUGUGGCUAGAAAAGUUCCUAAAACAGAUUCUCAACCAAUGGGCCAGG
Xenopus laevis (African clawed frog) is the source of this 1789-nucleotide messenger RNA. It is a transcript of the gene cxcl8b.L, whose product is annotated as interleukin-8. NCBI's taxonomy places the organism in Eukaryota, Metazoa, Chordata, Amphibia, Anura, Pipidae. The record is from RefSeq and is a predicted model, not a curated record. The coding region runs from base 63 to 359 and encodes 98 amino acids. The transcript is spliced from 4 exons.